Sitophilus oryzae (rice weevil) is the source of this 1199-nucleotide messenger RNA. RefSeq names its product tropomyosin-1. Lineage: Eukaryota; Metazoa; Arthropoda; Insecta; Coleoptera; Curculionidae. The transcript is spliced from 7 exons. Gene Ontology annotation, biological process: muscle contraction; actin filament organization. The record is from RefSeq and is a predicted model, not a curated record. Bases 166 to 1020 code for a protein of 284 amino acids. Gene Ontology annotation, molecular function: actin filament binding. Gene Ontology annotation, cellular component: actin filament.
GGGAGGGGUAAGUCACACCCCACCACUUGGACGAUCCAGGCGGCGCACAGCGCCGCGACGCCUUUGUAGCUUUUAGGACAGCGUACACGUCUUCGAGCGUCGUCAGGGAUAAAGGCACCCCUUGUUUCUUGUUCUUGUUAGACCAGUCACCACACAACCGCCGCCAUGGACGCGAUCAAGAAGAAGAUGCAAGCGAUGAAGCUUGAGAAGGACAAUGCGGCGGACAAGGCCGAUGCGAUGGAAGGACAGGCCAAGGACGCCAAUGCCCGUGCGGAAAAAGUCAACGAAGAGGUCCGCGAACUCCAGAAGAAACUCCAACAAGUCGAGAUGGACUUACAACAGACCAAGAACCAAUUGGAACAAUCUAAUAAGACUUUGGAAGAAAAGGAAAAAGCUCUCGUCACCGCCGAAUCUGAAGUAGCCGCACAGAACAGAAAGCUCCAGCUUAUUGAAGAGGACCUCGAACGCUCUGAAGAACGUCUGGCCACCGCUACCACCAAAUUGGCUGAAGCUUCCCAAGCUGCUGAUGAAAGUUCACGUAUGUGCAAAGUAUUGGAAAACCGUGCCCAGCAAGACGAGGAACGUAUGGAACAACUAAGCAACCAAUUGAAAGAAGCCCGUAUGCUCGCUGAAGAUGCUGACAACAAAUCCGAUGAAGUUUCCCGCAAGCUGGCCUUCGUUGAAGAUGAACUUGAAGUAGCUGAAGACCGUGUUAAAGGUGGUGAUGCCAAGAUCAUGGAACUGGAAGAAGAAUUGAAAGUCGUCGGUAACUCUCUGAAAUCUUUGGAAGUAUCCGAAGAGAAGGCCAACCAGAGAGUCGAAGAAUUCAAGAAACAACUGAAAUCUUUGACCGUUAAAUUGAAGGAAGCUGAAGCUCGCGCUGAAUUUGCUGAAAAGACCGUCAAGAAGUUGCAGAAGGAAGUUGACAGGCUUGAAGACGAACUUGGUAUCAACAAAGACAGAUACAAGUCCUUGGCUGACGAGAUGGACUCCACCUUCGCCGAAUUGGCCGGUUAUUAAAAAAGAAACACCAUCCAACUUCCAUCAUCAGAUUAUUACCGAAGAAACGGAAAAAAUAUCGUGUAUAUUGUUGUAAUUUUGAUGUAAACUUAAUAUUAAUUAAUUUAUUUUAACGCACCAUUAUUAUUAUUACCAUUAUUAUACUCAACACCUUGUAUAAUAAAUUCGUUUUAUCCUUC